Molecule: messenger RNA, 5492 nt
Organism: Rhincodon typus (whale shark)
Lineage: Eukaryota; Metazoa; Chordata; Chondrichthyes; Orectolobiformes; Rhincodontidae
Product: SEC23-interacting protein
Exons: 16
Coding region: 1-1995 (664 amino acids)
Cellular component (GO): COPII-coated ER to Golgi transport vesicle
Molecular function (GO): protein binding; metal ion binding
Source: RefSeq, a predicted model, not a curated record
AUGGCAAUGGCAAAUCUGAUCAAAUUGAACAAAUUGGAUGCCUCUCAAAAUGUAUCUCUUGUUUUGCAGGGGGAAUAUAAAAAAGCUGUAACUACCAACCAGUGGCAUAAAAGACUGGAGUUCUCUAGUGGGGAAACCAUUGUUAUGCAUAAUCCAAAGGUCAUAGUUCAGUUCCAGGCUUCCUCACAACCAGAUGAAUGGGGAACCACACCAGAUGGACAGACUAGGCCCAGAGUGGUCAAACGUGGGAUUGAUGAUGACCAUGAUGAGAUUCCUGAAGGUGAGCUGCCAGAGGUUAAUCAUCUGGUGUUCAUGGCACAUGGAAUUGGGCCUGUAUGUGACUUACGUUUCAGAAGCAUUGUUGAAUGUGUUGAUGACUUCAGAAAUGUUUCUUUGAAACUAUUACGCACACACUUUAAAAAAGCAGUAGAUGAGAAAAAAAUCUCAAGAAUCGAAUUCCUCCCUGUUCACUGGCACAGUGCCCUUCAUGGAGAUGCUACUGGAGUAGACAGGCGUAUGAAGAAAAUCACAUUACCGAGUAUAGGCCGCUUGCGUCACUUUACCAAUGAGACAUUAUUGGAUAUAUUCUUCUACAACAGCCCUGCUUACUGUCAGACUAUUGUGGAUAAAGCAGCUGCAGAAAUCAAUCGACUAUAUGCUCUCUUCUUGAGUCGAAAUCCUAAUUUCAAAGGAGGAGUCUCCCUUGCAGGACACGGUCUCGGUUCUCUGAUCCUUUUUGAUUUGUUGGCCAAUCAGACAGGCUCCUCUUCCCCUGGUAAUCCCACUCUUUUGGCAUCAAAUGGGACUGUGAAAGACCCUAUAAUCCCGGAUGAGGCUCAGGAGAAUCAGGAUUGCCAGGAUCCUGAGGUUUCUGAUGAACUGAAAGAUGAACAAGAGGAGGACAUCCUGACACUACCAGAAGCAUUGGAAUCAGUUGGUCUUUCUGAGUACCUCAGCACACUGGAAAAGGAAGAAAUAGACAUGGAGUCAUUGCUCAUGUGUACUGUUGAUGACCUGAAGGAAAUGGGGAUUCCUCUUGGACCAAGGAAGAAAAUAGCCAAUUUUGUAAAGGAGAGAGUAAAUGCACAGACGAAGAAGAAAGUUGCAAUGGAGAGAAAGGCAGCUCUGGAAGGUCUGAAGAAAGUUCAGCAAGAAGAAAUUCAAAAAUCCAAGGAUGGAACUGAUCAAAUGAACUCAUUAACUGCAGAAAAACAGCUGAGUUUGAAGAAGAUGCUGUCUUAUGCUGGGACUAGUGUUUCAUCUGUCACUGUACAUUAUGACCAUUUUGAAGCAGGUGCUGGCCAGGUGUCUGUGGUUUAUCAAACACUAGACUUCAAACCAGAUAACUUCUUUGCCUUGGGGUCUCCUAUUGGUAUGUUUCUCACUGUGCGUGGGCUGGAGAAGAUUGAUGAAAGCUACCAACUACCAACCUGCAAGAGAUUUUUCAAUAUUUAUCAUCCUUUGGAUCCUGUGGCAUAUAGAAUGGAGCCUAUGAUUCUCCCUGAAUUGAGUAUUAAACCAGUUCUCGUUCCACAUCAUAAGGGUAGAAAGAGACUUCAUCUUGAGUUGAAGGAAAGCCUGUCCCGCAUGGGCUCGGAUUUGAAACAAGGCUUCAUUAGUUCUCUGAAGAAUGCCUGGCAGACGCUGAAUGAAUUUGCACGUGCCCACACCUCCUCAACCCAGCUGCAAGCUGAGCUAGAGAAGGUAGCUAACCAAAUUAAAGAGGAGGAAGAAAAACAUGUGGAGGAAGAACAAAAGUUGGUGGAAAGUCCAGAAUCACCCAAGGAUGAGGAUUCAACAGUGAAGAUCGGAAUGCUAAAUGGCGGGCAUCGCAUUGAUUAUGUUCUACAAGAAAAACCAAUUGAGAGCUUCAAUGAAUAUUUGUUUGCUCUUCAGAGCCAUUUAUGUUACUGGGAAUCAGAAGACACUGCUUUGCUGUUUCUUAAAGAGGUUUACAAAUCGAUGGGCAUCAGUCCUGAACAGCCACAGCAUUGAUGGCCAUGGGGUGUGCUGUAUUUACCUCAGCAACAUUGAUCAUCUGAAACACCAACAGCUCUGUUGAACACAACACAACAAUUUUAGACCUGCAAAUGAGAUCAGUAGUUGUAUCUAUCUUCCUACUGGGAUAACGGUAUUUAUACAGUCUGCAGUUAUUCGACAAUACAAGCAACUGACUCUAAAGGACAAACAUCUUGCUUUGAAAAACUAUUUACUCUAUUUGAUUGUCACGGUUCUGAAGUAUCUUGCGUUAAAUUAAUGAAGCAGUUCAACUGAUCCUUUGAAAUAGCUUCCGUUCUGAUUUAUUUGCUAACUAAACUAUUCAUUAAUUUCCUAAGAUCACUUAAAUAUUGUUUUCAGGUACUUGUUUGCCUGCUGGAGCUGAUGAAGUAUAAAAUAUUCUUUCUUGAUUUGUUAACUCAUUCCAUUCAUUAUAGAAUUCAUUUCCUUAAUCUGCAGUGGCUUGCUUCAGAUAAGUGAAUAAUUAGGGUUUACAAGGUUGUACCAUGAAUGAGGCCAACCAUGCUCCUGCCAAACAUUACGCAUUUUUAAAUAUAUACUUCAUUUGUUGACUUGCAAAAUAUUCAUUUUUAUUAAUUGUUUACUGGCUUAUGUACUCAGUAAAUAUUCUGACACUUACAAUAAUUACACACUGUGAAUUCAAGAGGCAUCCCUUGGAUGUACAGCACUCCUCAACUACAAAAAUUAAUAAUAUCAUUACAAAAUUAGUUACUUGUCUAACUAUAAUGUUCGUUGGAACUCUAUACCCUCCCAAGAGAAAGUUGGUUCUCUUUUUUUCAGAUCCACCACAGUAUGAUGGCAGUAAGAUUUUUUUUGGUAUACAGUACAGCAAUGUAUCAAACUGAUGUGUGCAGUUUCAACACACCAUUGAAAGCUUUCAGGUGGACUUCAUUGACUUUCAAUUUUCACUUUCCAUAAAAUCCAAAUAAAUAGCUCCUUUAAGCCAUUGUGUUGAUGCUGCCAUAUAUGCAAUGUUUUUGGGUUUUAUAAGCUUUGAUGGUAUUCUGUUAGGGCAGUGAUAAAAUUGGAUUUUUCCAAUGGUACCAAAUGCAGAGAGUUGUAAUGAAAUAAAGAACUUGCAUUGUGAUCAAUGCUUUGAAAAUCACUGAUAGAAUUUUGUCAUUGGACCUAAAUAGACAGAAUAUACUACUCAUUACUUAAGUGGUUAAGCUCGCUGACCAUUUUGUUUUAUAGUAUGGGAAAUUUAACCAAUCAACUGAGAAAUUAAAUACCAGGGCCAUGAAGAGACCUUUCAGUCACCCUUUUCUUCUCUUUUACCAAGCUCUGCCCAAUCUGACUAACCUCAAUUUCCCCUCUUACUAUGCCAGUCACUUGCUGGAUGUGAAAUAGAACCCUUGACAGUGUUACAUCCAGGUGAUUUCAAAAUUUUGAAUGUAUUUUUCUUUGCCAAACUUGAGAGAGAUGCAAGUAAAUGUUCCUUCAGACAAUCAAGCAGUGUGUUUGAUGCUAAGUGUGUACUGUUCAGUAAAGCUUAACGUUAUAUUAAUACAUUUCAGGUUAGUUUAUAUUGUGAAAGAUCCUGGGAACCAAGGUACGGCUUGAAACAUGCAAACAACAGCCCCUUAUUUUGGUAGCACACUGCUUCUAAAUUUCCCUGCACAUUUCAGUUCCUUCUCUCUUUCUGUCUCUCCAGGAGUCGAACAUGAGGCGGCAGCUAUUUGGGUAUUGUCAUUGUUUGGGUUUUGUGUAUGUAAAUAGGAUUAUGUUGCAUUUAUCACAACCUGCAAGUUAAAGUUCACAAACUUGGCAUGCAACUGGUAUAGUUUUUUUGUUUUACUUUAAGUCAAUAGUGCAUCAUUUAAAAAGAAAGAAAAAGGGAAAUGAUUAAAGCUGUAAAACUUUGUGUUCAGGAUAUUGGACCAUGUUGUGUCUCAAAUUGUCUUGUGCUGCUUUGCCAUUCAAGGUUCAAAGAAGUGAUUGUGCCAAGUAAUGGGAAAAUAAGAAUUGCAUGAUUUCUACUGAAAUGUUAUUUAAAUCUUUUUUUGUGAUGCUCCUGGUGUAUUUGUUAUAGAGAACAAAACCUCAUUUGAAGAAUGAAGACAGCCUUGCUGAAAAUGUUGCAAUUUGCCUAAAUAAUGAGAUUCUUGUACAACAGGAAGCAUAUUUUUAGUUUUGGCCAAAUUGCAAAUAACUCCAAUUAAUGAUUUUCUUGUCUCAGAUUAGCAUUGAGUAAAUUUAAAUGUACACCAGCUGUAGGCAUUGUAGAAAUGAAUUAUUUUCUUAGUGUUCACGAAUGAACUGAUUUUUAAUUCCUACUUCAAUGCCAAGAACCCUGUUACAGUCUCCAGCCGCAAGAAUAAAUGACAGCUGCAAAUAUAAAUGACAGCAAUCACCAUUUGUGAAGCUUGGAUAAUCUUUUGACUGGAUUCAUAAUGAUAGAACAGCCCUUGAUUUAGAAUGUGACAUAUCAAAGCUUAGGAGUACUCCUGUGUGAAUUUCUUUUGCCUGCUUGGUAUUCAGGUCAUGUGUUUUGCUUAUCGAGCUAUUAGGACUGUCAACUCUGGAGGUAGAGCAAGUUGAGGUGUUUUACUGUGCUUCUUCAGGAAAAUUCCAUAUUAAGGUUGCAGGUCAGUUCUUUGCUCAGAGAUUUAGAAAACAAAUUGGGUUUCAAAAAAAAUUAGGAAUUCUCAGACAGCAGUUCUAUUUUCUCACUACAUUGUGCCUCUGUAUUUUCACUGCCUAUGGAUAUUUGCUGCAAAGUUUGUAAAGUUGCUAUCAGAAUGUAAAAUUUAACCCAUUCUGCUUAUCUCUUUGGUUUCUAGUCUUCAUUCCAGUAAGAUAACACUGAAGAAUGAAAUCAAUAACCACAGAUUUACAGAGAUUUCAUAGGAAAACCUUACCCAUCUUUCCCCAAAAAUAGAGUGUUUGAUUGUACCGUUCAACCAACUGUGACUUAAUUGCUUAACCUAGUAUAUGGGUUCCUCUGUUUGUAUUAAUAUAAUUUAUUUUUUCAAAAGAAGCUCCAAGCCCAUUCCUGAUAUGUUUGUCUCAGCUACCUUUCUCUCGUAAAGACUUUACAACUAAAUGCCAACUGAUUGGCUUCAUUCAGACUUUUUAAAAAAUCAUAAGUUUCAAGUUUGCCACUACAAGCCACCUUUUUAAUUUGUGUUUUUAAAGAAAUGAAAGUUAUCUGAUUACUUCAAACAGUUUAAAGGAUGCAGUGUGUGAAAUGCAAGAUAACUAAUGAAAUAGGAGUGAAUUUACUUGCCGUGACUUUGGCUUAGGCCGACUUCCCCUUUCCUUUUACUUAAAGAAAGAAUGGUCAACUUUGAGAAACUGAGCAUGAGAUUAAAUGAAUGUGGGGAAGGAAGCAAGUGCCGAUCUUGACAGAUUUCAAAGAUUAAAAGUGCAAAUACUGCUGAAACAACAACAUCGAAACUGCAGUAACGUCUGUUAACCAGCCUCUGAUGUAAUUUAUUGCAAUUGUAAAAUAAAUAUAGUUCUUUGCUGUC